AUGCUGGUGUGCGUCAACGCAGACAGGACAUGUGAGGGCAAAGCCCGAGGUUUGGUAGGGGAGGGCCAGUACCUGUACCUAGGAAAGGGUGGGGUGGGGUCAGCCGUGGGUGCUGUCACCAAGAUUAGAUCAAGAUGGAAAUUGAAACAAUUUAACAAUAGGCUACGGCUGCAUUGGAGAAAAGAGAUCAAACUCCUGUCAGACCUUGCAUACUGUGGUUUAACCACAUUCUCAGGGUACCAGAUGUGGGGCGAAGAGUAUGUCAAUAUCAUCCAGGUGGACCCCACCCUGCGUGGGGCACCGUCCUGUGCCAGACAAGGAGCCCAGGAGUAUCUCCACAGCCUGUUUCCCUACCUGCUGGACAAGUUGCUGGUGUGCCUGGAGAAUGAGCUGGAGAUAAGGGAGGAAAGCCAGGGAGGGGGAGGCCGGAGAGCAGAAGUGGCCAGUCCCUGGAGCUGGAUGAGAGGCUGGGUCCAGAGGGUGGUGGGGCAGCUCACGGAACCCCAGAGGAGGAUGUGCAUGCUGGUCUUGUUGGCCCUCCAGCCGGCACUCUCCAUCAUCCACCGGUUGCACGUGGCCCUGUUUUACAUCAGCGGGGCCUUCUACCACCUGGGGAACAAGACGGCCAGCAUCCGCUAUGCUCCUGGGCGUGGUCUCCCUGCUGCAGCUGGCCCUCACUGUGGCCCUGCAGCUCAACAACCUCCGAUAGAGAGCCCAGCAGGAGUGGAGACAACACAGGAACCUGCCUUCCAGGUCUCCAGUCUGUAGAAGAGCCCAACUCACCCUGUGCCUCUCGCUGUAUCCUGUGAAUAGAGGAGAGGAGGCACUCGACCUCUACCCCAUGUGGCCACUUGUUCUGCUGGGAGUGCAUCACAGAGUGGUGUAACACCAA
Molecule: messenger RNA, 892 nt
Organism: Oncorhynchus nerka (sockeye salmon)
Lineage: Eukaryota; Metazoa; Chordata; Actinopteri; Salmoniformes; Salmonidae
Product: peroxisome biogenesis factor 10
Biological process (GO): protein import into peroxisome matrix
Cellular component (GO): peroxisomal membrane
Molecular function (GO): zinc ion binding
Source: RefSeq, a predicted model, not a curated record